Molecule: messenger RNA, 3073 nt
Organism: Linepithema humile (Argentine ant)
Lineage: Eukaryota; Metazoa; Arthropoda; Insecta; Hymenoptera; Formicidae
Product: P protein-like
Biological process (GO): transmembrane transport; arsenite transport
Cellular component (GO): membrane
Molecular function (GO): arsenite transmembrane transporter activity
Source: RefSeq, a predicted model, not a curated record
GUGAAGCGUAAACAAUAUGCGUCCUUUGAAGACUUCGAGUAUGUGAGUGAAGACCUUCUAGCAGUAUCGUGUUUUCGGAAGUGUGAUUAUAACGUACGCGGCUUAAGCGAAAAUAAAAUGCUCGAAUUUCAUAAAAUAAACAUUUUAAAAGUUAUCAACGUAUUUUAACAUAAUAAUGAACAAAGUGAAAAUUUACGUGCAAUAAGAGAUAGUAAUAAAAGAUUUCAAAUAGCAAUUAUAAUGUUGCAAAAUGAUACGUCUGACGAAGAAACGGAUCUGCGUACGCCUCAAACAUUUCUCAGGCCUUCUUACUAUUGCCGAAACUCGUCAGUUAUGCGCAGUCCCACGUUUAGUCCGUGUUCUUCCAUCUCGAGUUCCGUCGUACACGGACACUUUCCCGAGGAGUUACUCCGCGUCUGGGACCAAUUGCCAGAGACGAUACGUCUAGAUCCCAGUAUGUCGAGUUUUCAGAAAGAAUAUGAUCGAAUAGCGACAGCAAGAUAUCAGGAUUUCGCAAAGAAAGAUUGUUUAGCCGUAAGUGUGCCUAUAGAAUCCGCGGCAUCAACGAGCGCUCAAAAUGAAAACAACGUCGAAGAAGACGGAAAAGAUGACCAAGUGCAGGAGAAGCAGAAGCUGUUCUAUCGCUAUUCCAAAUUAGUUGUACUCUGCUGUUGCUGGCUAUUACUUACGGUGAUACUGAUGUUUAAGGGUGAAAAGAUCGAGGCAAUGCAUCAGCUUUCCAUUUCUAACGAAACAAAAAAUUACCAAGUCAGUGAGCAUGUUAUGAGCAAAAUGAUCAGCGUGACAGUGGAAGGAUCAUUGCUGCCGCCGGCCGAAAGUAAAAAUAAGGAGUACGUGAAUGUAUCGACACGCUACUUAACGAUAUGGCUGGAGCUCCUGAUGAAUGAGAAUUUUAACACCGAUUUAUUGCUCACUCGUGUCAAUUCGGACGACUUAGAGUUUCAGAAAAUAAGCGAUAUAUGGAACCUGCCUAUAUUGCCGGAAAGUUUGGAGAACAUUUUCCCCAGUCAGAAAUAUCAAAGAACCUUCAUGAUAAAAGUCGACAGCGAGACGCUAUCACGCGGCAUACUAUUCAUCAAAUUGCAUACGAAUUCAGAGUCCAAUCUUCCGCUGUCCAUAACUUAUGAUCUAUCUCCGAUAAAUUCCGAUUCUAGCAUAAUGUACGCAGCUAUCAUACUGAUUAGCUUGUACAUAAUGAUUAUUUUCGAGAUGGUGCAUAGAGCUUUGGCUGCCAUGCUUGCGUCCACGAUGUCUAUCGCGAUAUUGGCAGCUUUGAACGAGCGGCCGAGUAUGGAAGAAUUGAUUUCCUGGAUAGACGUGGACACAUUGCUGCUAUUGUUUUCCAUGAUGGUGCUAGUCGCUAUCAUUGCCGAAACCGGUGUAUUUGACUGGCUAGCCGUAUACGCUUACAAGAUAACCGCUGGCAAACUGUGGCCGCUGAUAAUGGCCCUGUGCUUCUUUACCGCGUUUUUGUCGUCGAUACUGGACAACGUGACGACUGUCUUGCUAAUGACUCCGGUGACCAUCAGACUGUGUGAGGUAAUGCAGCUGAAUCCAGUUCCGAUUUUAACCGCGAUGGUGGUUUACUCCAACAUUGGAGGCGCUAUGACGCCGAUCGGCGAUCCGCCGAAUGUCAUCAUCGCUUCCAAUCGAGACGUGAAAAACGCCGAAGUCGACUUUGGCACGUUCUCGCUGCACAUGAGCAUUGGAGUAAUCCUGGUGUUGAUCGUGGUCUCCGCGCAAUUCCGCUACAUCUUCCGAGAUGGCACGGUUCUCAGAUUCAACGAGCCGCAGGACGUGCAAGAAUUGAGACACACAAUCGCUAUUUGGCAACGGGCGGCGGCGAGCUUAUCCAACUACAGCAAGGACGAGAAUAUCGUGAGAGAGACGCUGUUGAAAAAAGUGCAACGUUUAUUGUCGCAGCUGAAGAGGAAGUUAAUGACGGGAAGCGUGGCGUUGGAGAAGUACAAGACUACGCUUGAAGAAUUGCAGGAAAAGUAUCCUAUCAGGGACAAGGUGCUGUUGGUGAAAUCCGGAUUCGUGUUGGUCUUCGUGAUCUCGCUCUUCUUCCUGCACAGCGUGCCUCAAUUAAAUUUGUCGCUAGGCUGGACCGCUCUGAUCGGCGUCAUGCUGCUGCUGAUAUUAGCCGACAGUGAGGACUUCGACGGCGUCAUGGCGCGCGUCGAAUGGAGCACCUUGCUGUUCUUCGCGUCGCUGUUUAUUCUUAUGGAGGCUCUCUCUCGUUUGGGACUGAUCGCUUGGAUCGGUAAACAAACCGAGAGCAUCAUUCUAUCAGUCAAUGAAGAGUCACGGUUAGCGGUUGCCAUACUGCUGUUGCUCUGGGUGUCGGCUUUAGCGAGCGCCUUCGUCGACAACGUACCGCUUGCCACCAUGAUGGUGAGAAUUGCGACAAAUCUCGCGCAGAAUCACGAGCUCGAUCUGCCAAUGCAACCCCUGGUUUGGGCUUUGACAUUCGGUGCUUGCAUGGGAGGAAAUGGAACUUUGAUUGGAGCUACUGCCAACGUUGUUUGCAUGGGGGUCGCGGAGCAACACGGCUACAAAUUCAGUUUCAUGCAAUUCUUCAAGGUGGGAUUUCCUGUCAUGAUAACAAGUACCACGACAAUAAUGAUAUAUCUGCUGAUCGCCCACGUCGUCUUUGGCUGGAACGGAAAGUAAAUACCGAAGAUGUUUGGAUGAGGAUUGGUAUAAUGUACAAGAGAGACGAUACAUUUGUGUAUACUCAUAAAAGAACAAUCUUUUAAGGGCAAAAUUACGUAAUAACAUUAUUGAAUAUAGUUUUCAAGAAUAUUACAGAAAUUAUAUAUAGACAGAGUUUGAUUCGUGUAACGUGAUGUAAGAUCGCGAAUAUUUAUUGUAAUUUUUAUGAAAACAGUUAUUGUUUUAAUAUAUACUUUUUAUGCUUUGGCACAUAAUUAUUGUAGCAUAAAAAACUAAAGUUUCUCUCUUGAGAAAGGAGAUCUCCUGUAAUAUACAAAAUAUAUUAUAUUAUUAAGUCUCACAUACAAUAAACAUCAUUUUCUCGAAACUUUAA